AUGCUCACCAGAUUCGCUCUCCGACCAGCCACCUACGAAGCCCGCUCCAGCUACAUCCAGUUCCUCCCAGCAAAACUCGCGAGACAAAAUCUUCAAACCUUCCUGCCCAGCAAGCUGUACACACGACCCUCCGCAUAUCCUAGAUCACUACUCACCUCUCAAACCUCGUCGUUUUCUACCUCCUCCCAAAUCAUGGCCUCCGACGACGCCUACGCAUCCUUCUUGGACAAAGCCAACGCGGAUCUAGACGCCGGCCGCGCCCCGCAGCAAGGGGCGUCAAGCUCCCAUGCCCAGACAAAGAUCGUGGACAGCUCGCUGAAGCUCCCCAGUUCCCUGCAGUCGAUCGAGGAAUACUACGUGUCAGACACAGACGAGCCAUUCGAGCCUGUCGCCCUGCGCUGGGAGGGUGCUAAGCAGGGCAAGUGGCCUAGUGCAGAUGAUUUGUCCUCUUUGAUUGCCCCCGGUUCCGGCCUGUCGGGCUCCAUCUCCACCCUUUCCGCUGCGGAAUUCGACCCCAAGAAGUCCUACUCUGCGGUCUUGUCUGCUGUUCGUGCGGCUGUGGCGGAGAGCUCGAAGGCGGAUCCGGAGUCUGUAGACAUCAAGGUCUAUCGGGUGGAGUUGACCAGCACGAAGCUUGAGUACUUUGUGCUGGCGCUGGAUAGUGAAGAGAGGAGGACGUAUUGUUGGCCUGCGGGCCAAGGCUGUCGAAUCAUAGAUUUGACGUAG
Penicillium chermesinum is the source of this 726-nucleotide messenger RNA. RefSeq lists its product as uncharacterized. Lineage: Eukaryota; Fungi; Ascomycota; Eurotiomycetes; Eurotiales; Aspergillaceae. The transcript has 2 exons. The record is from RefSeq and is a predicted model, not a curated record. The coding region runs from base 1 to 726 and encodes 241 amino acids.